This is a messenger RNA of Durio zibethinus, 3574 nucleotides long. Its product is annotated as squamosa promoter-binding-like protein 7. The record is from RefSeq and is a predicted model, not a curated record. Gene Ontology annotation, cellular component: nucleus. Lineage: Eukaryota; Viridiplantae; Streptophyta; Magnoliopsida; Malvales; Malvaceae. Gene Ontology annotation, molecular function: DNA binding.
UUUUGACUUCUGACAAAGACUCUUAUUCAAAAAUAUCCCGUUUUAUUGGAGUAGACAUGUAAUCAUAGCGCCUAUUCGUCUCUUUCGACAACGAUUCUCUGCCUUCCAAUUCCCACGCGCUUCCCGUCCACGCAACCCCACCACCCGAUGCGUGUCCUCCCCAGCUCGUGGCACCCUGAUCUACCAUGUCGCCUCAACAACCAGAUUUUCGUCAUUUUCAUAGAUUGAUUAAAAAUAAAAAAUGCUUAAAAAAAAAAAAGAAGUCGAUUGACUAGUCGCCACCUAAUCUUUGAAUCUGAGCCCGACCUCACCGUCGAUUUCGUCCCUUUUUCAUCAACUAAUCCAACCACCAAUCUAACCAAAUCAUCUGGAAUUAGGUCUUUUAUUGUUAUGGAACAAGUUUCUUCUCCUCCAACGCAGACGUCGCCUGGCUCUCGUUGGUCUGAGGAUCCAGAAAUGGACGUGCAUCUUCCGGUGACCGAAGCUGACCCGGCUUCCUCCUUUUGGGACUGGGGCGAUCUCCUGGACUUCACCGUAGACGAUCACUUCUCCAUCUUCUUUGAGGACGAAAACUUAUCUCCUUCUCCGUUGGAAGCUCCAGUUCCAGCUCCAGCACCGGAUCCGGAUCUGGAUCCGGAUCCAGUUCCCGGGUCCGAUCGUGUCAGGAAGCGAGAUCCGAGGAUGAUUUGUUCAAAUUUUCUAGCUAGCCGGGUCCCGUGCGCGUGCCCCGAGAUUGACGCGCAAAUCGAGAAGCUUGAAGAGGAAGAGGCGGGGGUUCCAGGAAAGAAGCGAGCCCGAACUGGGCGGAUCGGGUUAGGGACGUACAGAUGCCAAGUUCCGGGUUGCGAAGCGGAUAUCAGCGAGCUUAAAGGUUACCAUAGGAGGCAUAGGGUUUGUCUCGGAUGCGCGAACUCGAGCACCGUUUUGAUCGAUGGAGAAACCAAGAGAUAUUGUCAGCAGUGUGGCAAGUUUCACCUGCUCUCGGAUUUUGAUGAAGGUAAAAGGAGUUGUCGAAGGAAACUAGAGCGGCACAACAAUAGACGGCGAAGGAAGCCUGUUGGUUCUAAGACUACAGUCAACAAGGAAUCUCAAGGGGCUGUGCAAAGUGAAGACAUUGCUUGUGAUGGUGAAGCAGGAAAAGAUGAUUUAAGCUUGAGUGGCCCGAUGGCUGAAGAAGAACCAGCCUUUGAGUCUGAAGACAGGCUUGUUUCUGCUCAUUGCUCAGCUCCCAUGUUGCAGAGUGUCAAUAAUAAUAGUGUUGUAGCUCUUAUUGAGACUGAAAUGGAUGGAGGGAAAGAUGACUCCAAGUUUUCAAUUUCUACUUCUUACUGUGACAAUAAGACUUCUUACUCAUCCAUGUGCCCUACAGGCAGGAUCUCAUUCAAGCUUUAUGAUUGGAAUCCGGCAGAAUUCCCAAGAAGACUUCGGCACCAAAUUUUUCAAUGGUUGGCCAAUAUGCCUGUUGAGUUGGAAGGCUAUGUACGCCCUGGUUGCACAAUCUUGACUGUUUUUAUUUCAAUGCCAAUGAAUAUUUGGAUGAAGUUAUCUGAAAAUCCAAUGACCUACAUGCAUGACUUUGUCUUUACACCUGGAAGGAUGCUAUAUGGGAGAGGCUUCAUGACUAUUUAUCUUAACAACAUGAUUUUCCGUACCAGGAAAGAUGGAACUUCUAUGGUGAAAAUUGAUGUGGAGGUGCAGGCCCCGAGACUUCAUUAUGUUCAUCCUGCUUGCUUUGAGGCUGGCAAGCCAAUGGAGUUUGUUGCUUGCGGAAGCAAUUUGCUGCAGCCCAAAUUUCAGUUUCUAGUAUCUUUUGCUGGAAGGUAUCUGCCGUAUGAUUAUUGUGUUGCAACCACACAUGUUCAGAGUAAAGAGGAUUUUCCGAGUUGUGAUCAUCGAUUAUACAAAAUUUGUGUCCCUCAAACUGAACCAGAUCUUUUUGGUCCCGCAUUCAUUGAGGUUGAGAAUCAGUCUGGUUUAUCAAAUUUUAUUCCUGUCCUAAUUGGAGACAAGGAAGUUUGUUCUGAGAUGAAGUCAAUACGGCAGAGGUUUGAUGCAUCUCUUUCUCAAGAAGAAUCAAAAUUUUCUCCCAAUGGAUCAUUGCUAGAGGCAUGUGAAGUGUCUACUUUGCGACAAAGAGCUUAUUCUGAACUUGUUUUAGAUAUAGCGUGGUUAUUGAGGGAGCCUAAAUUGGAGAAUUUUCGAGAAAUUAUGGCCUCUUCUCAAAUUCAAAGAUUCAAUUGUUUAUUGAGUUUUCUCAUACAAAGUGAAUCAACAGUCAUUUUGAAAAAAGUACUACCAAAUCUGAAGAUUGUGGUGGAGACAACUGGGUUUAACGGAACUAAUGAUUCUGAUAUAAGGUUAUUACAGAAAUAUAUGGAUUAUGCUAGAGAUUUCCUUGGUAACAAACUUCAAAAAGGUGAAAGUCCUGUGCUUCUUUCAGAGUACAUCAAACAAGAAAGAAAUUGGUAUUCUCCAAGCAGCUUCAAAAAGGAUGAGCUAUCAGUUGUUCCAAAUGUUUCCCAGGAUUUGGAGGAAAGAACUAAUGGUAAAUUAGGAGCAACGAUGGCAUCUACGAGUUUCACUAGAUGCGAGACUGUUCCGCUUUUAAACAAAGAUAUUAUCAUGAAUGUGAACCUCGGCAAGGAAUGGCCGCGAAAAUCUUGUAGUUCCAUUUUCGCUACCACAGCAUUGAGAUCUCGUCCCGCUGUAUUUCUAAUUGCUACUGCUGCUAUUUGCUUAGGGAUAUGUGCAGUCGUUUUCCACCCUAAUAAAGUUGGUGAGUUUGCGGUAACAAUUCGCAGGUGUUUGUUCGACAGGGUCUUAGAUGUUGAAUGAGGUAAUCCAGCCAAACAAGUGCUACAGGUCUCAUAUGUAUAUAUUUAAUGUAUGUUAGAUUUGAUGAAAUCAAGCUGUCCGAAGCUUCAGCAUGUGAUUGUGUUCCCCCCAAGUUUUGAAUCUGAUUUCUGAGAUUUAUUUAACAUUGUUUCCUCAAUCCAAGUGCACCUGACAUAAUGGGGAAUCUAGAAUUUUCUGAAAGCAUGAAUGGCAACAUGAUGGUUGUUGAAUGUAAGAUCAGUGAGGGACCUCUGUUAUUCAUUGUAAGCAGUUUUAGGCCUUUGUAUUUCCCUGUAUUAUUUUUGGUUGUAUUCAAUGGUUGUCUCUCAAAAGAAAUAAGACAGUAGUAAACAAACUGCCCCUCCUGUUGAAAUUAUAGUAUAUUUAGGGAGCAUCUGUUCAAGCAUCUGUUAUUAACUUUCUGGUCUUGUUCUUGGUUUUUAAAACAGGGAAAGAAAGUGCAUAAGAGAAAGACAAAAACUGCAGAAAGGUUCUGCUACAAACUGGUCUUGAAACUGAUUAUUCCUAAGUAAACUUUCGCAGCCAAUUACACAUUGUAUUUCCCAUGGGAAAGUGCCUUUUUUUUUUUUUUUUUUUCCAAUUUUUAACAAUAAAUUCUUUGGUCUAUAUGGGAAUAUUUUUAACAUAGGCAACUUUUUUAAAGGUGGAAAUCAUACACUAAAUUUAAUCAACAAUGAAGAUAAAAAAAUCCUUUAUUUUUUUGGGCCAAUAGGAUAAA